CUGCGCUCGAAGUCUCGAACACGAUAAGCUCCUACAGCCAGUGGUUGGUUAAUUGGUUUCAUGCGCGGCUGAAGGCAAGCUGUAGCAGCCGAGAAGCAGGCAGGCGAUGGAAUGAGGCUCACCGCAGCCAAGCCUGCAGCCAUCACCCUCGCCGAGCGCCAGCCGAUCCCCAUCCCCACAUGCAGCUGCAGCUGCACGGUGGCCAAGAAGAGCCGUAGCGACCGGCUGGCAUGGAGGGUCGCAGUGGCAAGCGGCGACGCCGACGCCGAGGCUGACGGUGCCGAGGCGAGCGCUGGCGCGGGCCAGGCACCGACGGCGCGAGCGGGGCGGCGGGCCCGGCUGUCGGCGAGGCGGCGGGAGCGCGUCCCGCUGCCCGACGGCGUCUCCGGCGUCAGUGUCGGCGAGUUCCUGCGCCACCCGGACGCCGUGGAGUCCCUCCUCAACACCGGCGCGCUCGAGAGCUUCGCGCCCGCGGGCACCGGGCCCGGCACGUUCACCUGCGGGCUUCGCCGCAUCGGGCUCCUCGGAUUCGAGGUCGCCCCGGUGCUCGACCUGCGCGUCGCCCCGACCAGCACCGACUGCACCAUCGAGAUGCUGUCGUGCAGGUUUGAGGGUUCAGAAGCACUUGAGCAGCAGAAUGAACUCUUUUCAGCAUUUAUGAGUAACCAUAUAACGUGGAGCGAGGAUGCCGAGGAGCCCUGCCUAGACAUCGAUGUCACCUUGGAGGUCACUCUGGAGGUCUACACUAAGCCAUUCAGCAUGCUUCCACUGUCAGCAGUGGAGAAACCGGGCAACCUUUUGAUGCAAGGCCUGCUGGACAGGCUUGUUCCCAUGCUGGGAGAGCAGUUGCUGAGGGACUACCAUUCCUGGGUUCAGCUUCAGCAGCAGCAACAUGAAGCGUCUUGAUGAGAUUGAGGCAGACGACCGGCCAUCCUUCAGAGAUCUGGGGAUCCAUGUUAGGGAUGGUUCAUUGCAAAAUUGGUUGCUCAUGUAUACAGUACAACUGUCGAAUGAUUUAGCAAAUUCAGAUAUAAAAGAAUUCGUGAAUCAAAAUGCUUGAUUUUGGUGCACCAACUGGCCAUCAGUAAAUAAAAAUUCUGCUGUUUUUGCUUCACCAAUGUAUCCUAUACUUCAUCCAGUAAAUAAAAAUUCUGCUAGCGUUACUUCA
This is a messenger RNA of Sorghum bicolor (sorghum), 1168 nucleotides long. RefSeq lists its product as uncharacterized. NCBI's taxonomy places the organism in Eukaryota, Viridiplantae, Streptophyta, Magnoliopsida, Poales, Poaceae. The transcript is spliced from 5 exons. Bases 112 to 906 code for a protein of 264 amino acids. The record is from RefSeq and is a predicted model, not a curated record.